Xenopus laevis (African clawed frog) is the source of this 3523-nucleotide messenger RNA. RefSeq names its product DAZ associated protein 2 S homeolog (gene dazap2.S). Gene Ontology annotation, biological process: positive regulation of DNA-templated transcription. The record is from RefSeq and is marked provisional. Gene Ontology annotation, cellular component: nuclear speck; cytoplasmic stress granule. NCBI's taxonomy places the organism in Eukaryota, Metazoa, Chordata, Amphibia, Anura, Pipidae.
GGAAUCAUCUCCCACAACAACACAGAGAAAAUACAGAACGAGCAAGAGACGCAAACCCGGGGCAAUGAAUAAUAAAGGACAAUACCCUACUGCCCCAGCCUACCCAACCCAGGCUCCUAAUCCUCAGUCAGUAUAUCCACCAACCAUGCACCUGCCUCAGGCUCCUCCUUAUACAGAGGCACCUCCUGCUUAUUCUGAGCUCUACCGAUCUGGGUAUGUGCAUCCAUCGCAAGCUAAUAUGGCCCCUAUAUCUGCACAUUAUCCAAACACAUCAAUGUACCUUCCUAUGACUCAGCCUAUGCAAGUUGCACCAAUGGCCUCAUCAGUACCUAUGGCUUAUUACCCUAUCGGUCCUGUCUACCCACCUGGCUCCACUGUCCUUGUUGAUGGGGGCUAUGAUGCAGGUGCUAGAUUUGGUGUGGGUAGCUCUCCAUCUGUUCCACCACCACCUCCUGGCUGCCCCCCAAAUGCUGCUCAGCUGGCUGCCAUGCAGGGUGCAAAUGUAUUAGUCACACAGAGGAAAGGCAAUUACUUCAUGGGUGGCUCAGAUGGUGGAUACACCAUUUGGUGAAAUGGAACCAGAGGCAUCGAAACGGGGGUUAAAAAGCAAAAAUGAAAACAAAAAAAAUAAACAUAAUAAAAUGGGCUAGCCUUUGUACAAGGAAUGGCAUCUCACCAUGUGAGCACUUCCCACAAUGUUCUGCUUUAGAAUAUUAACCCAGAAUUGCUGUUUAGUCACAGAUGUGGUGGGAUGUCUUCCUGGUGCUCAUUCUUUAAGUACUCCUACUAUAUUAAAGGAGGUCCUUUUAAAAAAGGAAAGGAAACGCUUUGCAACCCUUUAAAACACCUCUAACCUCUUCCCAUGCACCUUCACUUAAUAAACUUUCAAAUUACAGGCUGAUUUUUAGGCUCACCGAGUCCUUUCGAUGAGGGAUAGAAGGACUGUACGUUAGGAGUAAUUUUUGAAGUAACUAAGAUGCAGAUUGUUGUGCUUUAUAAUUGUUGCUGGCUUUGGGAUAGGACACCGCUGUAUUAAUUACACUUAUGAAUGCAUAUGGUAUCUUUUUUUAAAGAAAGCAAAAGGAAAUGCCUUCACAAAUAUAUAUAUAUUUGGGCUCUGUUGCUGAAUGUCCUCAGUUCUCCUUGUAUUCUAGGAAGUCCUAUUUCUUUUCUGUCCCCAGAUUUCAGAUAUAUGCAUCUUGUUUAUGUGUUCUGCAAACCAACCAUUUUUUUUUUUUUUUUUAUAAAUCUGAAUGCUGCUUGAAAUAAUUUCUGCUUUCAGGGUUAUUUGUAUUUUCAAUUAGCAGCAUGAUAGAAUAGUUGGAUGUUGUAGAGAUUAGCAGUUAGACUACACACGAGGGUGCUAUAUUAUCAUUUUCAGAUGCAAAUCAUAUCACAAUACUUAAUGAUUCUAUAUUUUCUGUUCAAAAGGUUCAACUUCUGUUAUUACUCAAGUGGCUCUGGGAAAUGGAAGAAAUAGGCAAGGCUGCUAAGCAUGGUGCUUUUUGUGACUCUACCUUUACCACCAAAAAACCCAUAUAGUAAGAUAGCCUAAACACAUGUUCUGCUCAUUUCCUAAUGGAACGGUAAUUGUUUCCCUGAAGGAAUGGUGUUUUGGGCAAGGAGUGGUAACUCAACAACACUUUUUUUUUUUAAGUACUUUUCCAACCUACAUAAAUGUAUAAUUCAUACUUUGAAUGUCAGCGUUAAGAACCACUGAACAAAUGCAAAAAGUUAGGAGGCCUGACAUGCUUCUUUUCAGUGUAAAAGACUAGAUUUAGACUUCUGGCUGUGGUAGUCCAAAGCAAUGCAUUUUACAAAUGGAACAUUAUUAAAUCCGAUAGAUCCUUUUGAUAUUCAGUAGCCCUUUGUGUUUUACCAUAGGGAUGAUCUUUUAAUGGUUUCUUUUAAAGAGGUCUGUGCAAAUUAAGAGAUAUCCACCCACACCUGCACAAAGAACAUUUGGGAGCAGGGACAAAGCUUCAUUAACAGAACAUAACGUAUUCGUAAUAAAACACAAAAUCAGAUUUUGAAAAAAGCUUUACACUGGAACAAAACUACUAUGCUUUUUAAGCAUUUAUAUAUAUAUAUAUAUAUAUAUAUAUAUCACUUGUGCGUGAUAUGUAAAAUAUUGCAUUAUUAAUAUAGUCAACAAAAAAAGGCUACAUUGGUUUCAUGUGCAAAGACAGCAUUUAUAAGCAUGCCCCAUUUUUAUUGGAAUGUUUUAAAUGAAAAUUUGGAACUAGUUUAUCACCUGUAGACUGCUCCUACACAGAAUAAAUGCCAAUCUUGAAUCGAACAGCUAGAAGUUAUAACAGCUAGACCUGCAGCAAUACACAGUGUAUACAGUAUGUAACUUGCACAUAUACAGUAUACAAUGCAAUUCAUAUUAAAAACUGUCAGACUGUUGGCUUUGUUUUAAGAAAAUUUGGGAAUAAAAUACAUUAGCUGCAGUACAAAUUAUUUCCUGCAUGGUUUUGGCCCUCUGCAUAUAGUAUAGAAUUUUAUACAAGGACACGGAAAGUUCAUCACUGGGAGUGAGGGUUGCACCUCUUUCCCAGUGGAUAACUUUGCUGGGGAGCAUGACCUGCCAUUUUUUUUUAUCACAGUGGUUCCUUGUGUGGGCUUUGGCUGGUUAUAUGCACAUUAGGCUUUCAAAAAUUGCUGUACUGCACCCAGCCCAAGUUUGCACAUAAAACAAUCGGGAGAUAAAUGGUGGUAUAAUGGCAGAAUACCCUAAAUCAGUUAACUUGUUAGGUUGCUGAUUUGCUCACUGUGGGUGCCUAACAAGUUUAUUUCCUAGUCUUUUAAUAGAGGUCUUCUGUCAGUACAAUAGGAGCUAUUAGAUAUUCCUGUUUAUUUGCAUUUAUAUAAGAUUGUGCAAAACAUAAUGUUAUUUGGUCAUAAUACCCUAUGCCUUACUGUAAAAAGGUAUAGAAAUAAGGUAUGUUGCCUUUAAAUAAGUUUUGUGUGUUUGCUGCUUCAAAAUCCCACUGCAGAUCACACUAAAGGUCCCUAUUCGAGCAAACCUGUUUAUGCCAAGAUGAAAUAUCACUCCCCUAUAUCUGAUAGGUCUGAAAUACUGUUUAGCUGUUGCAGCCUUGCAUCUAUCGAACAAUGUCCAUUACUCCAUACUGUUGUGACUGAUGUGGUAAGGAAGUGAAGCAUUUCAUGGGGAUCAUUUGCGCUAAGUUGCUGUGCUCAUAUAUAUACCUGGUGACACAGAACUAAAAAGAAGGAAAACUAGUAGUUGUGUAUGUGCAAAUGUGGCCACUAAUAGGUGGCUAUAAGGCAUUACGCUAAUGACCUCAUUUGCAGAAUCUAAAGUUUGAACCUGCACAGGGCUUGCCAAUUCACAUGUAACCAUGAGCACAGCCCCACCUACGCAAAUGACCCCCAAAGUCUUUAAUACACUGUGGUGCACUUGUGGAUUUUUUUAUACUAAAACAAAUGUAGAUUGAAAACUAUUUUGAAGAUUGGAAUAAACUGAUGAAGUUUAAAUAAACCUCAUAAAUUAAUAAUC